AGAAGAAAGAGGCAGAAACGGAAUUAAUGAUGAAACCACCACCGAGGGUUUAAGAAACGGAGGGCCUGGAGCACUACACUGCUGCGAAAACUUCUCAUUUCAAUCUCUCUCGCUCUAGUCUUUCGAUGGAGAGCGUGCGGGUUCGUUUAGAUUUCAAGCACCGGGAUGUUCUGAACAAGUCGCAGUUGAUGGAGGGACUGAUGCGAAGCUGGCUUCUCCUCAAACCGGAAAUGGAGACCAUCUCCGGCCUCGCCGCUUAUCUCCUUCACACAUUCGACCUCUACGAUUCUUGCCCCCGCGGCCUCAUCCUCUCCAUGGAUGGCUUUGUGUUACCACCUUUUGAGUCAACUUGUAUUUUAAAGGAUAAAGAUAUAGUGUGUGUGAAAAGGAAAGGGGAUUCAGUGGUGGAUACUAUCCAGGCAGGUGAAGGACUGGACUCUCUCGAGGUAGAUGAGAAUGUGGAGAAGCAAUCUUUGCUUGAAGGUCUGAAGCUUUUGGCAAAUGAGGAAUUUGAAAAGGAACAUAAUGAAAAUGAUGACAGUGUACAGGAGUACAUGGUUACCAGAAAAAGGAAGGCAUCCAAGAAACUUCAGGGCUCAAGGAGGAAGAAAAAUAAGGUAGCUACUACUGGCAAAUGUUCAGUUGUUUUAGAAGAUGAUCAGAAAGACAUCCAUGCAGAGGAGAAUGGAAGCCUUCAUCAAUGUGGAGUCCUCCCCAAAAAGAGUGUCAAGAAGGAUAAGUUAUUCAGAUUACCUGUUGAACAGGAUAAGUCAAGUGUCCCGGAAAGUGAUAAAAGAAGUAAUGACACUACUAAAUCUGCACCCAGUGCAAAGAGGUUCUGCCAGCUUGAAGAAAAUGGUGAAGAAAGUGUCGAUGCAUCCCAUAAGCCUUGUGAAACUAAAAAGAUCCCUAGUAGGAGUGCUCGGCGUAAAAAGGCAAAGCGGCUAUGGUUGAGGGAACAAGACAAUGCCGAGAAGAAAAAGCUACAUCAAGGGCAAACACUCAAAAGAGAUGAUGAGCAAUCACCUGUCAAAGAUAAUCAGAAAUUAUUUGAAGAACCUCAACAACCAGAUGAAAAUAGUGAGGAAGAGGAUGAGGUUGUCCCAGUAGUAAUUAGGCCAGGACAUAUUCGAUUUGAGCGUCUUGAUAAAGUUAGAGAUGUCCAGCAAUAUCAAACUCCAAUGGAGAGUUUGCAGUGGAAUGGAAUAACCAGCAAAAGAAAGGGUCAAAAAUGGGGUUUGGAGAAAGUUGCUUAUUACAAAAGGAAUGAUCAUGUGAGUUCAAAUGAAGAGAUUGCUGAAAUGGUUACUGCUGAAGAAGCACCUGCAAAAAAUCCCACAGAUUUUGAUAAGCUUAAACCUUAUACUAGCUCACCUAAGGAGAGUUUGCAGUGGAAUGGAAUAACCAGCAAAAGGAAGGAUAAAAAAUGGGGUUUGGAGAAAUUUGCUUAUUACGAAAGGAAUGAUCAAGUGAUUUCAAAUGAAGAGAUUGCUGAAAUGGUUACUGCAGAAGAAGCACCUGCAAAAAAUCCCAUAGAUUUUGAUAAGCUUAAACCUUAUACUAGCUCACCUAAGAAAGGUGAUGUAGUUGCGUAUCGCUUGAUUGAGUUAUCAUCAUCAUGGACCCCCGAGCUUUCCUCCUUCCGGGUAGGAAAAAUAUCAUGGUAUAACCCUGAAUCCAAUUGGAUUUUGCUGGUUACAGUUCCAGAAUAUCCAAUUGAUUUUGAGAAGAUAACUGAGGAGCCAUCUGCAGCACAACCUGAUACAUCCCUUUAUGGGGAAGAUGGGUCUUUAAAGAUAAAUUAUUCCUCUCUCGUCGAUAUCCGCAUUGUCAAAUAUGGGAACUUGGAUACAACAGAAGUCACUGGUGAGGUUAUUGAAGUUCCUGCGGGUAAUCAAAUUCCAGUAUCAUGUGUCGCGGCCAGCACCCCCGUCCAAGCCCCUAUCCCGGCACGAGAAAAUGGAGAAGUAAAUGCAUGGGAUGAAAUUGGUCAAGCUUUGAAUGCAAAGAAGGUCCAGCUAUCUGAGGAGGAUGGUUGGAGGAAGGAAGAGAGUUCAGGCAAGAGUGGGUGGUCCUAUAGGGCCUUGAGAAGCAGUGCACUGGGCCCAACAAUGGCACGUUUGAGAGCGCAAAAUGGACUAUGAG
This is a messenger RNA of Juglans microcarpa x Juglans regia, 2145 nucleotides long. Its product is annotated as coilin-like. Bases 126 to 2144 code for a protein of 672 amino acids. The transcript has 14 exons. The record is from RefSeq and is a predicted model, not a curated record. Gene Ontology annotation, molecular function: U1 snRNA binding; U2 snRNA binding. Lineage: Eukaryota; Viridiplantae; Streptophyta; Magnoliopsida; Fagales; Juglandaceae. Gene Ontology annotation, biological process: spliceosomal snRNP assembly. Gene Ontology annotation, cellular component: Cajal body.